Molecule: messenger RNA, 3343 nt
Organism: Anopheles aquasalis
Lineage: Eukaryota; Metazoa; Arthropoda; Insecta; Diptera; Culicidae
Product: putative RNA exonuclease pqe-1
Cellular component (GO): chitin-based extracellular matrix
Molecular function (GO): structural constituent of chitin-based larval cuticle
Source: RefSeq, a predicted model, not a curated record
GCAAAGAACCGUUCCCCAGUGCACAGCAGCAGCAGCAGCAGCAAGUCGCGAGUCCCUGGCCACCAAGACAGUUUCGCGAACUUUUCUUGUGGUGACUUGCGCGGAGCGACAACAACAAGCGACGAACCCGACUCACCCCCGCAUCGGUGUGGGUGUGCUAGUGCGUGCGUGCGUGCGUGCGUGCGUGUGACUGUUUUGUGUAGUUGGCCGUUCGGUGGCCAAAAAGCAAAAAAACAAAAAACAAAAAAAACACUCCGCCAAGUGGAUCGAUUCCGCCGAUUUCGUCGCGGAUCAACGCGCGACUGGUUGUGUGAUUCGGUGCGUGUCUGUGGGCGUGUUCCCGGGAGAACCACACCCGGGAAGGGGCCUCGAUCAAUUCCGGCCGGUAAACACAAAGCUGCCCCCCGGGGGUGCGGUGCGGUGCGGUGAGCGAGCCAGCCAGCCAGAGUCAAUCAACCUCUUCACUCAUCCGACGAAGCAAAACAAAAAAAAAACAAAAAACAAAACACGACGCAGCAGCCAGAAUGCGUUUGCAACAAACGUGGUUAAUGGUGGCGGUGGUCUGUGGUGUGCUGCUGGCAGGAUACGGUGCCGACGCCCAGACGCGACGCCUCCGUGUACGGCCGCGUGUCCUGGUCGCUCCAUCGAGCGCCGAGUACAGUGACAGCGCGGAGGAAGCAGCAGACGAUAGCCGACCGCAGGCGCAGGGUGCCAUCCCGCAGUACUACCGGGCGCAGGACCGUAUCGGUGACAGCAACGCUGGUGGUGGUGGUGUUGGUGGACAGCGUCUGGUGCUGGUUGCGGCCGGUGACGAUGACGAGUACAACCAGUACGGCAGUGUGCAGGGAGGUGGGCGGGCACGUGCCGAACAGCAGUACCAGCGGCCAGCGGCCAAAAGUACCUCGGCACCGACGGCACCGGCUGCCCGCUCGAAGGCGGCCCAAAGUAACGAGUCGCGGGCACCGCCGGUCCAGACGAUCCGCAACUACAGCAAGGUGAACGAUGAUGGUUCGUUCACGUUCGGGUACGAGGCGGCCGACGGUUCGUUCAAGGAGGAGACGCGCGGUACCGACUGUGUGGUGCGGGGCAAGUACGGUUACAUCGAUCCGGACGGUAACAAGCGGGAGUUUACGUACGUGUCGGGCAAUCCGUGCGACCCGAACAACCCGGACGGUAGCGAGGAGGAGGAAGCGGGUGGGGCCGAGCGGGACGGGGACGGUGAGUCGGGUGAGAAUGUGCCGCAGAACUAUCCGCAGCGUCGCCCAGUACCGCCGCCGCCGCCGCCGCCGGUGGCCGCCCGUCCCACGGUCCGACCGGUCACGGCACCAACGGUCCCGGCGCCCCGUCCCACGACCACCGUCUUCCAGAGCGACUACUCGGACCGGAACCGGGCUGAGGAGCAGGAGGUACAGAUUGGCCAGCGGGGUAACGGGGGCCGCCCAGCCGCUCGCCCCUUCGGUGGGGUCCAGCAGCAGCCACAGCCAACUCUGGCCACGGUGACGCAACGGCCACGGCCGGUCCAGCUUGUCCCGACCACACCGAGCAGCGUGUCGCCCACCUACCACAGUCCGUCCCCGCCACCCCAGACCGUCGUACCGGUCAACAUUACACCGAAACCGGUCUACCGGGUGUCCCCGCAGCCAACGCAACCGACACUCGCACCCACCACCUACCGGCCGGCCGGUGGGCCGGCGAUCGGUGAGUUUGUCGGCUCGACGGUGAGCACGCGCGGCCCCUCGAACAUCGACUUCGAGGCCGAGUUCAAGCGCUUCCAGCAGGACAACAAGGUACCGGUCGCAGGGCCAGGGUCACCGAGCAGCACCAGCAAACCAUCACCCGCCCCGUUCGGUAAGGCACCGGGCCCGGCGACGGUCGUCGGGGUUGCCAACGGGAACCCCAUCUACCAGUCGCAGCUCAUCUUCGAUCCGGCCUCCGGGCAGUACGAUACCGCGCUGUACCAACAGUUGCCCCAGAGUGAGGGUGAUUUCCAGCUGAAUCACCGCAUCCAACCGUACGUUGCCGCUGGACCGCCCCAUCCCGCCGCCGGCCAUCUUGUGUCGCUCGAGCAGCUGCAGCAACAGUCGCCACUGUACCGUACGGCCGGCCCAACCGCUAGCCAACCGCGGCCCCAACAGCAACAGGUCCAGAUCCCGCAGCAGCUCUACCAGAAGCAGCAGAACGAGCUGCAGUUCAUCAACAGCCAGCAGCUGUUUGCCCAGCAGCUCGAGCUACAGCAGAGUCAGCUGCGGGCGGAUCGGCUCGAGGCGGCGAAGAAGGUGAACGGACCGCCGGUACCGCUCCAUCGCUUCCAGCCGCAACCGCAGCCGCAGCCGCAACCGCAGCAGCAGCAGCAGCAGCAGCAGCAGCAGCAGUACUACUUUAUUCAGCCGCAGGGACCACCGCACGGUGGUGGUGGUCAAAUCGAUGCGUUCCUGCGUGGCCACAACAUUGACUACUAGGCGGCGCUUGCUUUCCUUUCCUUUUCCUUUCCUUUCCUUUUCUUUUCUGCCCGUUACGUGGCUACUUUGUUCUUCCUCCGUUCUCUUUAGUAUUUGUAUCCUUUUUUGUUUUUGUUUUAAUUUUGUUUCCUUCGUUCCACUGCUCCACUGCCACUAAACGGUGGUGUUGAUUUUUUUUUUCCACAACUUUCUUCUACCAUUUCGUUUUUUCUGUGCACUACCCAGCGCGCGCCCUAACUCUCUACUGCCUUUCAGUUCUGUUCUCUUCCUUUCCUCCGUACUGCUUGUUUUUUCUUCUUCUUCUUCUUCUUCUUCUUCUCGCUCUCCAUAUUUAAGACUUAUGACUAAUUUAAUAGUUUUGUACAACGAACCCGUACAUAAUACUCCUACUACAUCAUCCCUUGCUGCAUCGGUUUUUUCUUUCUUCUUCUUCGGUCCGCCGAAAGAAUGCACAAACAGGGAGGCGCAUUCUCGUUAAACACUUCAAAGAACACCCUGUUCCCCCUUCGAGGGUUGCGCACAGUCUGUGCAAUUGUGCGGAUUGUGUUGCGCGUGCGCGUUGUAUUUGUUGAGGGUGUUAUUUUUUUUUUUGUUUCCAUUUGUUGUAUAAAACACAAUACGGACGUGGACAAACGAUUGCUGCUUAAACGAAUGACGAAAGGACAGGACCCAGGUGCCCCGAGUGUCCGCAGGCUUCCGGUUAGGAUUGUGGUUGCGAUUAAAAGCACUACACAGUGUUUUCCUUCGAAUGUAUUUUAUGAAAAUGGUAUCUAAUUAAUAAAUAAAAAAAACACAAACAACAAUACGAAAGGAAUCAGGAUAUAUAGACAGGGAGAAGAGAGAGAGAGAGAGAGAGAGAGAGAGAGAGAGAGAGAGAGAGAGAG